Cornus florida is the source of this 1186-nucleotide messenger RNA. Its product is annotated as CBS domain-containing protein CBSX1, chloroplastic. The coding region runs from base 110 to 841 and encodes 243 amino acids. The record is from RefSeq and is a predicted model, not a curated record. NCBI's taxonomy places the organism in Eukaryota, Viridiplantae, Streptophyta, Magnoliopsida, Cornales, Cornaceae. The transcript is spliced from 8 exons.
CUUUUCCAGUAACUAUCAAGAGAGAGAAGGCACAAACUAAUCUCUAUAUCCACUCUCACUCCUCGAUUUUGAAGGCGCAAGGAAGGAGACGAGAGAGAAAAAGCCAAACAUGACCUCAAUUCUUCCGACGGAACACCUCUCUCUCUCCCUCCUCCGUUCCACCGCCACCGCCUUCCACCACCAGCCUCCUUGCCUCCUCUUAUAUCGUCCCAGCCCUAGGCUUCCCGCCGUCUCCACCUCUUCCUCCCGAUGCUUCCACUCAUCCGACCGCUCCUCUGCACCUCGCAGAACCCUCACCGUCGCCGCCGGAAGCACCUUGACUGCCAACACCGUACCGCCUAAAAGUGGAGUAUACACAGUGGGUGAUUUUAUGACCCGAAGAGAGGACUUACAUGUGGUGAAGCCUACAACAACUGUAGAUGAAGCUUUGGACGCUCUUGUUGAAAACAGAAUAACUGGUUUUCCUGUGAUUGAUGAUGACUGGAAGUUGGUUGGCCUUGUUUCAGACUAUGACUUGUUAGCACUAGAUUCCAUAUCAGGUGGUGGACAAACUGAUACAAGCUUGUUCCCAGAAGUCGACAGCACUUGGAAAACCUUCAACGAGGUACAGAAGCUGCUCAGUAAAACCAAUGGGAAAGUGGUUGGUGAUCUUAUGACACCAGCUCCAAUGGUCGUUCGUGAAUCCACCAAUCUUGAAGACGUUGCUAGAUUAUUGCUUAAAACAAAAUAUCGUCGACUUCCUGUUGUAGAUGGCGAUGGUAAGCUGGUCGGGAUAAUUACAAGAGGAAAUGUUGUUAGAGCAGCCCUUGUCAUAAAACGCGCUAGUGGAAAUGAAGCAUAACAUCCAGAACUAGCUUCAUGUUCAGAUAUAUUGGGGCAUUCUGACUCGGCAAGCAGGAUUCAUGCUUAUUAUACACACUUUUCCAAAAGAUUUAGUUGCUCUCUUCAUGAUUAGGUAUGGCACUUCCUUUCCUCUAGUUUGAGAAGAUCAAGGAACGAGCUAUCAUUAACAUUAAUAGCUGCAGCAGUAACUCACUGCUUUUCCCAUUUAUAUUUCUAAAAGAUCGAUCGAUCUCCACUGUUUUAUGUGUAAAAAGUUUUGGUUAUGUGAAAAACAUCAGAGUUUCUUGGCAUAAUUAAUUACAUGGAUUCUAUUAGCUAAAAUAAUAGGCUUUUUUGUGGAUUA